Molecule: messenger RNA, 702 nt
Organism: Trematosphaeria pertusa
Lineage: Eukaryota; Fungi; Ascomycota; Dothideomycetes; Pleosporales; Trematosphaeriaceae
Product: lytic polysaccharide monooxygenase
Exons: 5
Coding region: 1-702 (233 amino acids)
Source: RefSeq, a predicted model, not a curated record
AUGAGGAUACUCACCAUCGCGUUAUCAUUGCUCAGCUGCCAAUAUGCUGAUGCACACUAUGUCUUCUCCAAGCUCUCCCACAACGGCGGUCCUCUCAGCGCCCCAUGGCAGUAUAUCCGCAAUGUAACAGACGGAUGGGCGUAUUCGCCCACGAAUGGCUACACUGGGGACUUCGUUCCUUACUACGAUAUGUACGACGCUAACAUCCGAUGCGGACGCGGUGCUGCAAGAAGCGGUCCGGGGACGCAAACACUUACCGUCAAUGCCGGCGACGAGCUCGCCUUCUUCCCUACGAUAAGAGACCAGUACAGUAAUGAAGAGAAAGACACUGAUAUCUCGCACGAAGGCCCCGGGCAGGCAUAUUUGAGCAAGGCGGGAGAUGCGGAGGGCGAGUUGGAGGCGUAUGAGGGCGACGGUGACUGGUUUAAGAUCGGAAGUAUUAUCGCGAAAAACGAAACGAGGUGGGCCUUAUUGAGCGCUGCGUCCUACUCCUACCGUUUCAAUAACACGCAGUUCUAUGUCAACUGUGCGCAUAUCGACGUCAAAGGUCCAGGAGGAGGUAAUCCGGGCCCGAUGGCGAAGUUUCCCGGCGCAUAUGACGUUUGGGAUAACGCGAUCUGGGCACCAUACCAUGUCGCGGAACUGAAGCCCUGGAAUCUAACCGGCUAUGUCGCACCAGGACCCGCAGUAUGGAGUGCUUGA